Molecule: messenger RNA, 783 nt
Organism: Populus euphratica (Euphrates poplar)
Lineage: Eukaryota; Viridiplantae; Streptophyta; Magnoliopsida; Malpighiales; Salicaceae
Exons: 3
Coding region: 147-566 (139 amino acids)
Source: RefSeq, a predicted model, not a curated record
AAAUAAUUUUCCCAUUUGUAUUUCUUCUCACAAUAUGUUCGGGAUUGUUGUUGUCAUGCUUGCAGAGCCGAUUUCUUUGAGAGGCAAAAGAACAAGGGGACGAGAAAUUACUUGGACAAAAAGGAGACAGUUCUACAGUAGAGAGAAUGGAUAAUCCAGAAAUUAUUGAUAAAGCUGCCUGGAAUAAAGAAAUGUUGCAUGUCUUUUGUGACCUUUGCAUCAAGGCCAUUGACAUGGGAAUGAGACCGAAUACUCAUUUCGAUAAGGCCAGUUGGAAAUAUUUGCAAACAUCUUUCAAAGAAAUAACUGAUCACGCAUUCAUAAAGGCACAACUGAAGAACAAAUGGGAUGGCUGCAAAAAGGAUUGGAGGAUAUGGACGAAGCUCAUUUCAGAAACUGGUGUGGGCUGGAGUGCAGAAUUAGAGACAAUUUCCGCAAGUGAUGAGUGGUGGAAAAUAAAAAUUCAGGAAAUAAGAGGUGCAAAAAAGUUUAGGCAAGCAGGUAUCGAACCGUCUUUACGGUUGAAGUUCGACAGAAUGUUCACCAACAUUGUUGCUACUGGAUAGUAUGCAUGGGCACCAUCAGUUGGAAUUCGUCGUGAUGAUAAUGUUGGUGUUGUUGAGGAUCCAAAUGCCAAUGACGAACAACCUGAUUUGGAAGAAGGAAGCGGUGAUUCAGAAGACGAUGGAAUUCUAAAUUUCACCGAUGAUGUGUGCAACAUGGUUAGAGGGGUUAAUAUGUCAAGCAGUAGCAACACACGCAGUAGUGGAAAGAGAAAAGAAA